Messenger RNA from Naegleria gruberi, 7317 nucleotides. RefSeq lists its product as uncharacterized. Gene Ontology annotation, biological process: intracellular signal transduction; cyclic nucleotide biosynthetic process. The record is from RefSeq and is a predicted model, not a curated record. Bases 1 to 7281 code for a protein of 2426 amino acids. The transcript is spliced from 4 exons. NCBI's taxonomy places the organism in Eukaryota, Heterolobosea, Eutetramitea, Acrasida, Naegleriidae.
AUGUCUUCUUCUAACUCUUGUAACGAAGAUUCAGCAGCAGUGCUGAUAAUCCCAACUCAUACAAAUCAUCAUCUCAAUGUAACAACCUCACCAAAAUCACCAACCCCCUCAAGUAAUGUUCCGUUCUUAGCUCAAAAUUCUAAAAAGCAAAAAUCUCAAGCUUCUGUUAGGUCAUUGUUGUUGGAGAAACGUAAAUCAACUUCUAGGAUUACGCCUCUAGAUUCUAUUCAAAGUCAUUCGAAACCUAGACUAAACAAUUCGAAUCAGAAUAUUCAAUCACCUCACAAGUUGGUUUCAACUCAAAGUACAGCCUCAAUAAGGACUGCAAGAAGUUCCCGAAGCAUUAGAAGUAUUCAAAGACCAUCAACCAACUCUUCAAAGCUCAAGGAAAUCAAGUCGAAAUCAACAGAUUUUUGGGAUGAAGAUGCAAAAGAUGAAACUCCUCAUCCAGAAGAUGAAGAUGAUGAAAAUACAACUGUUAUGAAUGAAUAUAUCGACAAGUAUUUGAUGUUUAUUCAAGCUGUCAAGUUGGAAAAUCCACUUCACAGAUUCAUUUCAAUAACUUUACAUAUUUUCAUAAUGAUUCAAUCUCUCGUUUUGGGAUGUUCAUUGGAUUUUGGGUGGGGGGAAUAUGGUAAAUACAUUAUGAAUGUUCUUGUCAUUCCUAGAACGUUUGGAUUCCAAUACCUUCCAUAUGAGGCAUAUAUAGGACUAGCAGCUGCAUUGCUAUUAUUGGAAAGUAUAGCAAUAGCAAUCAUUUACAUGACCUAUCGUUCACUAGUUUAUGGUACUUCCUAUUGGAAAAGAAUUCGAACAGCUGGACGAAUUGCCUUUACUUCCAUCACGCUCUGUUCAAUGCCAGUGACCUUUGCCUUAAUUCAUGCAUUUUUCGAUUGUGAUUAUGAAAAGACAGUUACUCUGAGUGGAGCUUAUGAUGCAACUUAUGUUUUGAGAAGGUCAACAAAUUCCGUUUAUGGUGGAAUUGGAUUUGCAAGACUUGGAGUUGGAAUUUCGGCAUUGGUUUCAACGUUGGUAAAUAAGAAUGAUGAUUGGGAUCUUGGUUUGGGACUUACUUUUGCACCGAUUGUUUUGGGAAUUGUGGGAUUUGUAAUUGGUUUCAUUGUGACGGAUAUUUAUACUAGACGAAUCAUGACGAAAGGUCAGCAAAUUGCAUCUGUUGUGACUAGCUCACAAUCAACUCAUGAAUUGAACUUUAAUCAUUCAAAUUUACCAGCUUUGGCCAAUUUUAUCAAAUUUGCAUUGAAAGGAACUGAAGAACAACAAGAUAUCAUCUUUGAUUUUGUACGAAUCUUGUUUCGUACCACAGAUUCGAUUAGUUGUAAUUGUCUCAUCAACAUGGCUCUCUAUUCGAAAGAUAUUUGCAAACCUCCAAAUUAUUUCCAAGCCAGCACUUUCCUCAAAAAGGCAGAACAACGAAAACCAAACUUUCGUCAACAAUUCGCCAUUUAUAUGCGAAUGGCAGAAUUGGAAAAAAGUUUGGCAAUUAACAUGAAAAUCAAAGGAACUGUUGGUGAAACAGUAAUUGAAAGAUUAAAUCUCCGUAUGAAGAAACUCAGAAUUAUGAUUAUCGAAUUCUGGAAAUUAGUUUCGUCCAAAUCCAAUGUCGACCACAUUUUACAAAAGAUUGAAUCACUUUCGUAUGAAUUGGAUGUUGCAUUCCAAAAUCUCAUUCUCGAUCAUGAAGAAGACGAAACUAUCCAACAAUUAUACAAACACUAUCAGAGAGAAUUCAAUUUCAUGGCCAUGGGAAACGAAGACGAAGAAGAAGAGAAACCAAUUAAGGAAAGUGAGAAACCACCAAUGCAGUUUCUUGCACUUUCGCCAACGAAGAAUAAUCUAUUCGCAACUGAUGAUUUAAUGUUGGAUAAUUUUGAUUCCAUUUCAAUGAUGGGUGAAGAGGAAGAAGAAAAUUUUGAAACUGUUUUAGACAAGCAACAGGAAAUAUUUACGAAUGCCAUUUCGAAACCAGACGAAAAUGAGAAACUCUUCUAUUUUUUGAAUACGAGUGGUGGAUUUCAAUUGUUAUUCAUCUUAAUGGUCUUAAUCAUUGGUCUUUCACUUCUUUUCAAACUUACCUCUCUCGAUCUAUUCGAUAGUGUUUCGGUUUUGACUGCACUUCCCUUCUCAGCCUUAAUUAACAUUAACAAUUUGAACGGACAAGUCGGACCCUUAAACACAACCUCAAUCUGGAGCAUUCCAACAUUCAGAUCCAAAAUCAACACACUCGGCUCGAGUAAGGCAGUUAAAUUGGAGAAUUUGAAUGAAUUAUUUUCCACUCAAUAUGAUGAUACUGUGGUUGAGUAUUACAAUGCGGAGGAUAAGUUGAUUUUAGUGGAUGAUGAGAGCGGGAGUUGGAAGUAUACGUCAACUAAUUGGAUUGCAAAGAGAAACAAAAUGUUACUCUUGACACUUGUUGAUUUAAUUAAUCAGACCAAGUCGAGUGAUAAGAUUUCAUUGGAUAAUUCACAAUUUACCUUUUUAGGGAAUAAUGUGGAGAGAAUGUCGAAUGGAUUUGCACAGUUUUUUGAAGAUAUUUACAAAUAUUUAUAUAGUGAUUUGAAUAGCACUACAAAUGACUUUAUAAUUGUUGUGGUUUUUAUAUUCUUUUCCUUUUUGGUUUAUUCGAUAGUUCACUCAUUAUUCCUAUUAAGAUUUAUUUACAAUAGAAAGUUAAUUUUGAGAUUGUUUCAUCAAGUACCACAAGAAGAGUCAAGAUUUCUCAUCACUACUAUGGAAAAGGUUGUUGGCGAAGAACAAGAUGUCAAAAGUUCAACCAAGUCACUUUUCACAUCUGUCACCAAGUUAAUAUUCUUGGAUAUCUUUUCAAUUUUGGUUACUUGUGUUGCAUUAUCUAUGAUUAUAGCUGAUGUUUUUACAGAUUUUCAAGCUCACACUUAUGGUGUUGUCAAAUUAAGAGAAAUGUCAUAUGCCAUGAGUUAUGAACAACAAAUAAGAUAUGACAUCUUCCAAAUGGUAUUACAUCUCGAUAACCAGACAUUCAGAGAAGAACGAUCCAAACUUCUUCUUGAUCACAUUACUUCCUUCGAUACUCAUUGGACAGCUACCAGAUAUGGAAGUUCUGUAGAUGGUUAUUUGAGCUUGAGCGGAGUUAAUUCAAAUCUUGACAAUUUACUUGGAAAGACAUCUUCAAAUUGCUCAACUUUCUCUUGUAAUUCAAUGGAUGAUAAGGUUGGUUUCUUUAGAGCUCAAGCUGUAAAGCUAAAUGAAAUUCUUCGAGUUUACAAUGGAACAGUUUCAGAUUUGAACAAAAUUCCAGAAUUUCUGUAUUUGACUGCUUAUGAUUUAUAUGGAACAUUCGGUUCUCUGAACGAAAUUUUGUACUAUGCCUACUUUAAUUCACAGCCAUACUUUACCAUAAUUGGAACAGUUGUGGGAAUUCCAUUAUUAUUACUUUGCUACAUGUUGAAUUUCAUGACAAUGAAGAAUGUUCGAAAUGAAAAUUAUGUGUUGAGGAAAAUGUUGAAUUAUCUCCAUUGGGAAGUGUUGGAUUCGAAUGACGAUUUGAGAAAUUACAUUUUCCAUCACAUUCUUAAAACUGAUCCAAAAGAGAAAUCAAAACGAAAGGUACCGAAAGAAAGGGCCAUUCUUGAAGCUGCCUUAACAAGUGCCAUUGUCUGUUCUGCAAAUGGAACCAUCGAUAUUUUCAAUAAUGCAUCUGAAAAGUUAUUUGGGUUCAGAUCAGAUCAAAUGAUAGGUUUCCCAUUGGUGAAACUAUUCGAUAAGAGUUCAGAAGCAAGUUUACAACCAAUCAUUACUCAGAUGAGUAUGGCAAGCUCUGGCUAUUCAGAAACAUUGGAAUUGGUUGGUGUUAGAAAGAAUUUAGCAACUGUUUCAGUUGAAAUGAGAAUUUGUGUUUCGGUUACAGAUAGUAGAAAUGUCAUUACUUGUUUUAUCAGAGAUUUGACAGAAAUUAAAAUGCAAGUUAAGGAAUUAGCAGAACAGAAGAAGAAGAGUGAAGCUUUAUUGAUGAAUAUCAUGCCUUAUAGUGUUGCAAAGAGAUUACAAGAAGGUGGUGAAAAUUUGAUUGCUGACAAGUUCGAUCAUGUGACAUGUAUUUUUUCUGACAUAGUUGGAUUAUUAGAUUUAGGAUUAAGUGCCACUGACCUAGUUCAAAACCUUAAUGAUCUUGUCAUGCAAUUCGAUGAGGCAUGUGUCAGAUUCAAUUUGGAAAAAAUCAAAACAAUUCAAUCGAAAUAUUUUUGCACUGGCGGACUAAAAGCGAAUGAAAUGAAAGAUGAAGAACAUGAAUUGAGGGUUUUCGAAUUUGCUUUGAAUCUAUUCGAAAUAUUUAAUGAUUUCCAAUUGAGAAAUGAACAUCGUAAUUGGAAUAUUGGAUUAAGGGCAGGAAUUAAUGCAGGACCUUUGGUUGCGGGAGUUUGCGGAGUAUUGAAAUAUGCCUAUGAUAUUUGGGGAGAUGCUGUGAAUGCUGCUUCAUUGGAGGUUGCCACUGAAAGUGUUGCUUUCGUAUCGAAUGCUCCCUCUGGAAAAUUGAUCAUGCAUGGAACGCUCUAUAAACCAAUUAUUUCUGGUUCCGAAACAACUGUUCAAAGAGGUGCUGUUGUGCUAGUACAUGGAAGUGGAGCUAGUAAUAGAAAUGAAUCAGCUAUGAAUUAUGCCUUUUUGAAUACGAUGGGUUUUCCAAAGAAGGAUCCAAAUUGUGGAUUGACCUUUAUGAAUUUUCAAGUGUUUUAUGAACUAGGAAUGGAAUUGGCAAAGAGUGGAUUGGUUGUUUUGACCUAUGAUAAGAGAGGUCAUUGUUCUGGACAUGAGGAGUGUAAAUUAUGUACUGUGAAUCAAUUGACGCAUCAUUUUGAGAAUUGUUGGUAUGGAGGACCUUCUGAUGCACCUCAGCAAUUUGAUUACAAUUUAGUAACCUUGGAUGAUUUUGCAAUUGAUGCAGUGAGUGGAUUGGAAUAUUUGUCAACUCGUCCAGAUGUCAAUCCUUCCAAGUUGGGAAUUUUGGGACAUUCAGAAGGUGUCAAUGUAGUUCUCAAAUCAUUUAAUUUGUUCAACAGUGAAAGUAAUGUGAAAAUGGGGAAGCAAGUCAUUAACGUAUUUCUAAUGAAUGGAUUGGUAUUUAAUUAUGGACAAUUUCUAGUGAAACAAAAUUUGAGAAUGGUUACUAAUUGGAAUAUUUUGAAAGAGGCAUGUGAAAAGGAAGAUCCAACUUCUCAACUCAUUCCAAUAGCAAAUUCGAAUAUGGAUAUUAGUAAUAAGACUGCAGUUGCAUUAGCAAACUUCUUCCCUCUCUUUGAGAAGGGUAGUUAUCCAAUUGACUGGGCUUACAAUAUUGGAGGUUAUGUUAGUGGAAGAUUCAUUCAAUCUGCAUUUAAUUAUACUUCGAUUGAGUUUACAAAACUACAUUUACUCAAGUCAGCAACAAUGCCAUUUGUUUGCGCACUCAAUUCUCCAACUGACGCCAAUGUUCACCCAGAAGAUUACAAGAAUUUGAUCGAUGUCUUAUCUCAAAGAGAUGCUCGUCUAACAUUUAGUCAAGUUUAUCCUAAUCUUACUCAUUUCGAUUCUCCAAGUGAUUUGAGCACUACUGUUGAAUCACAUCCUGAAAAUCCUCUAUUGGAAAAGUACGUCAAAACAUUGGACAGUUUUACAGUGUCCGAUCUCGAAGAAAUUGAACAAUUACUUGGGAAAGUUUCAUCUGCCAAGUUGAAAAAUUUGUUACAACGUGAUUUGACACUUGCUCGUUCAAAAUUGUCAACUAGAUUAUUGAAUGAAAGUGUAGAAAGAGAAAAUGAAAAGAGAGGACAUUUUGUAAAGAAAAAGACAAUUCUCGUUGAGAGAGAAAUUGAAAUUAUUGAAGAAGAUGAAGAAGGAUACAUCCAACAACAUGUUAAAGGAUACAAAGAAAAGGUUAGAAGUUUGAAACAAUUACUUCCUGAUAAGAAAACAAAAGAAAUUAGAGAUGCUUUGAUUAGAUGUAAAGGUCGUGAAGAAGCAGCUAUGGAAGGAUUAUUGACAGGUGAAUUACCUCGUCGUCCAGAUAUUCCAAAGAUCAAAACCAAGAAGAUUAUCAAGGAAGCAAAGGAAGUUAUUGAAACUGAAAGUUUGAGUACAAAUAGUGAAAAUCCACCUAUUCAAUUCUUUGAAGAUGUUACACUUCCAAAAUAUGAAAAUAAUGUCAAUGUUUUAAGUGAUCGUAUCAAGAGAAUGAAAGAAAUGAUUGAUAUGGAAAAGAAGGAAACUGAUAGAUUGACCAAACAAGUAGAAUCCUUCAAGAGUAAAUCUUCCUCUUCAUCUUUGGGAGAUUGGAUCGGAAAGAAUGAAACUGGCAGUUCCAGUAAUGAUGGCACUCUCACUGAAGAGGAAGAAUACAAAAAGAAUAGAAUGUACUUGCCUGGAGAAUAUGAAACAAUGGAAAGGGAUGAACCAAGAACAUUUACCUUCAAACCAGAAAGAACCUUCUCCAAUGAAGUUUCUCACAUUCACUUUAGAGUUGCUGAAUCUGAAUUUUACAGAUUGCUCACUACCAAGACACAAUUUAGAAUUACCGAAGUUAAAUAUGUUGUCACACCUGGUUUGGUUAAACAAUUUGAAGCCAGUAGACAUAAUCUUGCCUACGAUUUGAAUACCAAAUAUCCUGAAGUCAAGCCAAUUUUAACAUUUAUGGAUAUUUCGGAUUAUAGUGAUGAUAAUAUCGAUUGGAUUUGUAAGAAUGGUGUAAGAAAUAACAGUGGCAAACCAUAUGUCUUUACAAAUCUUGCUGCACAAGCUAAUGCUGUCAUUGCCAAGAACACCAAGAUUAUGCUCUUCCUUGUCUUGCCAGGUAGAAGUGCUGUUCGUGAUUUGAAUAAGUUACAAAAUGCUGAUAUUUCCAGUUUGGGAGCUAAUCACUCUUUAAGAACAUCCGACUCUAUGAAUCAUGCUGUAUUCAAUAAUGAACUCAUUCUUCCAUACUAUGUCGUCUCCUAUUCCAAUUCUCAAACAACAUAUAAUCCUCAAACUGGUACAGUGCAGGGAGUUGUCAGAUUGGACGAAGAAUGGAAGCAUAUUGAAGCCAAUGCUCAAGCUGAUAAAUUCAUGAAUGAUGUUAAGGAAUUUUAUCAAAAGGCACUGAUUCAAGGAUCAAAGGAAAGAGUUUUGGAUCCAACCACAUUUGUAAAUGAUGUAAUGGAGGAUGAAUCGACACCUGGAAGUGGUUUGAGUGGUGGAGAUCAAUUCGAUAUGGAUACACCAACUCCUGGAACAGCCUCUUCAUUUAAAUUUGAAGAUGAUACUUUCUAAUAUUAUUUCACCAAUGGCAUUAAAAUUACUUUAUUU